This is a messenger RNA of Diaporthe batatas, 1661 nucleotides long. RefSeq lists its product as uncharacterized. Gene Ontology annotation, cellular component: synaptonemal complex. The record is from RefSeq and is a predicted model, not a curated record. Gene Ontology annotation, biological process: reciprocal meiotic recombination. Gene Ontology annotation, molecular function: ubiquitin protein ligase activity. NCBI's taxonomy places the organism in Eukaryota, Fungi, Ascomycota, Sordariomycetes, Diaporthales, Diaporthaceae. The transcript is spliced from 5 exons. The coding region runs from base 197 to 1381 and encodes 394 amino acids.
GCAGAAUGGGAAGUCACGAACGUCUCAGUAUGAGAAGAUGCAUCUACGGCUCGUGGGUUCUGGUCUCUGAAAUAACAAGCCCGACUUUUUUAUUCCCGUCUCCAAAUAUGAGAACCCAUAACUGUGCGCUGUCGAGUCACGAUUGUCUACGAGCAUUUGGAUAAUCAAGCCAGGGGGCUCUGUACAGACAACAGGCAUGGAGCACGCGCUCAGGUGCAACGACAUCAAAUGUCGCGUGGAACUGCGCGACAGGGCCUUGGUCACGACCUGCAGUCAUAUUUUCUGUGUUGACUGUGUCAGCCGCUCCGGUUUCAACGGGAUUGCCCCUGAACACCGAAGGUGUCCAGCAUGUCAGACUCAGCUUCCGAGACCCGACGACGCCAUGAUCACCAACCUCAACCCAAGCGAGGACUACAAGACCAGUGUCCUCAGCGGCCUGAGCCCAGAGGCCAUCAUGGAAUGUGCGGGCCGUGCAUUGAGCUUCUGGUCUUACCAGAUGACGCAGGAUCUGACUUGGGAGGCCCAUCGUUGUAAAGUCCUCACUAGCCGAUAUUCUGAGCUGAGCACUACUCUCGACAACAUCAUCGGUGAUGCGAAUGCCCAGCUCACAGCCCUUCAGAAUAAGGUGGCCAGCAUGAACAUUGACCACGACAACCUCCGCAGGAAAAAUGAGGAAUUGGUGCAGGCAUACAAGGAGAAAAACCGAAAGCUGCUGCAGACGCAAGAGCUAUACGACAAGCUCAAACGCAAGGCCAUGCUCGGCCACAUACAGGAUGCUGCCUCUGACGCAGUUGACACUACUCUUCAGGGAGCCUCCUCUUACGCAGCCCAGCAGGCAGAUCACGGAGUCUACGAACAUCAGAUCGGAACACCACUGCGUUCAGCACAGUACGGCGAAAGAUCGGACCGCCCCGGAUCCUUGCCCGUGCAACCCCAGAUGAUGCCGCCCGAUCCUCGAGCUGGAACUUGGGCCGCACCAGUGUUCCCACAAGGCAAGUUACGAAAACAAUUCCCAAGCCCUCGAGAUCCUAAUGAUUGUGCAGCGGGUGCACCAAUGACACCUAUGAAACAUCGACAACCACCGGGUGUUGAAAGACUUGGCCUGUCAGCAGUGCCCGGAAUGAUGUCGGGCACUCCAGUACCCCUUCAUGGGUCGGGACGUGCGAGGCAACCUUUGCGUGAGCUGCAGCACAACCCACGAGCAAACACAGAAAGUUUUACAGGAGUAGGGCUGAGCUCUCAUCUGAAAACGAGCCAGGGACUUGUGGGAUCACUUGCUGCUGCUACGCGGCCACCACGAGUUGCACAAAGACCCGGAGUACCGGCUUUCGGGGCGACGGCGCCCCAAGGAAACGGCUCUGAGUUCCGCCAUGCUGUUUGAAUAGGACGGCUAGUGACUUGAGCUGCCGCGUCAUGGAAUUUCUCACGCUUGUCGCCGGUACAAUGCGAUUGUUACGGUCCUUGGCUUGUUUUGUCUGUGCCUCUUUCAGCGUCUUUAACUAAUAAAGAACCUGGCUCGACUCCUUGUCUUCUGAAUGUGUUCUCCUCAAGGUCCGAGCCGCUAUUGCCACUAUCACGGCACAAUGGAUUGUGCGAUUCCCAAUAAGAAUUAUUUAUAUCUACGAAUAGGCUCUUUGUAAGUCUUCAGCACCUGCUUUAUG